Syzygium oleosum is the source of this 1407-nucleotide messenger RNA. Its product is annotated as leucine carboxyl methyltransferase 1 homolog. The record is from RefSeq and is a predicted model, not a curated record. The transcript has 10 exons. Lineage: Eukaryota; Viridiplantae; Streptophyta; Magnoliopsida; Myrtales; Myrtaceae. The coding region runs from base 23 to 829 and encodes 268 amino acids. Gene Ontology annotation, biological process: methylation. Gene Ontology annotation, molecular function: methyltransferase activity.
UGAGGCGGGGGACCGGAGAGAGAUGGCGGAUUCGCAGAGCAACAGGGCGGCGGUUCAGGCGACCAACGACGACGCCUCCGCCAGCAAACUGUCAUGUGUGAAAAAGGGGUACAUGCAGGAUGAUUAUAUACAGUUAUUUGUUAGGAAGCCUGUGAGAAGAUCUCCCAUUAUAAAUCGAGGUUAUUUUGCUCGAUGGGCUGCCUUACGGAAGCUUCUAUACCAGUUUCUUGAUUGUGAAAGACAUACUGAAGGAAAAGGAACUAAGAAGCAGAUAUUAUCGCUUGGAGCUGGCUUUGAUACAAUGUACUUUCAAUUGCAGGAUGAGGGUAAAGCACCAGAUUUGUACGUGGAAUUGGAUUUCAAGGAGGUUACUAGUAAGAAGGCUGCCAUCAUUGAGGCCUAUGGCCAGUUGAGGGAGAGAAUUGGGACAACAGCAUAUAUAUCACAAGAAAAGGGAGAAGUGAUUAGUGAACAUUACAAGCUCCUUCCAGUUGACUUGCGUGACAUACCAAAGUUGGAUGACAUAAUAUCAUUGGCUAAUAUUGAUCCAAGCUUGCCGACCUUUAUAAUUGCAGAAUGUGUCUUGAUAUACUUGGAUCCAGAUUCAAGCCGGGCUAUUGUUGGUUGGACUUCAAAAACAUUUUCAACAGCAGUUUUCUUCUUAUAUGAGCAGAUCCAUCCAGAUGAUGCUUUUGGGCUGCAAAUGAUCAGAAAUUUAGAGAGUCGUGGCUGUGCUCUUCUGGGAAUACAUGCUACUCCGACGUUAUCAGCAAAAGAAAAUCUCUUUAUUGACCAGGGUUGGCAGACCAUGAAGGGGUUCAUGCUGUGAAGAGUGAUGACAGAAGGAAAUAAAACAUGAAUUAGGAGAGGGGUGUUAUUGUACAAGGAUCAAUACUGGGAGGGAGAUCAGGGAAGGACUUCUGCUUAAUUUUUUAAAUAAAGAAUUUGGAAGCACUUAAUGCCUGAACAUAUUUUAGAGGUAGACAAUAACUGUCAAGAAUCCAGAGAAUCCGCUUGGAAAUCAUGCUUGUUGUGCCCUUUCUUCCACCUAAACCAAUGACAGCUGGAGUUGAGAAAUGUAGAUUACAAUGACUGUUUGUUUAUAUGUAAAGCUGAAAAGUGCCUUCCAGGUGACUACAAUGAGAGUAAGAGUUCUUUUAGCGAGAUGAUUAUUAGUCAAGAUUGCGACUGCGUGAAAGUUGCUGCAGUAAAGCAGCAGUUGGAUGUGUUGUAUAUCGUUUUUUAGGAGUCAUUUUGAUCCUUCUAAUUGACUCUUUUGUUACAAGCUACUUUCUCCUGAUGAUUUAGCAAAUUUUUUUUAGUACAUUACAAUUUUGUAGCUAGAGAUAAAACUUACUUUCGAAGUUUGAUAUAAGCCUCACUUUAUAUAUUAUUUUUCCGAGUUCU